UCUGUGUUGAGGUAUUGUUUGCUCACAAGCACCGUGUUUGUAAGAGGAAACAAAACAUUCACAUAUACUCUGCAAAACGGUUGAUUUCUAUAUGGUUUUUUGGAAUAUUUAUUUUUUUCCGGUCGAAUCCAGAUGCUUUGCUUGUGGAUGCUGCACCAAAGUGAUAAGAAGCAGUUCAGCCACGAGGGCUCCGAUGACCAUUACUUCCAAUUACUGUCCUGCGUGUUAACAAGAUACUGAUAGCAGAUGAUAGGAUCAUAUUGCCUUUCAGGUGCUUUAAUGCGCAGCCGCUGCACGCUGGGUGGACAGAGAGUGUAACUGGGUCCGGUUACACAGGAGGAUGGUGGCGAAGAUGGCGAGCUGCGGAGCGGCUUCUCACCUGGAGGACGGAGACGGAGAUGUCCCCGCGAUGGAAAACAAAGAUAACCUGAGAGAAAGUGACGGCAGCAGUUCAGAGAACACAGAAACAUCCACUGAGGAAAGCUCGGAAGACGAAGAGGAGGAUAAGAAUUCUGGCUGUGCUGAGAAGAAUGGAGAAAAGGAAGACAAUGAAGAGGCCAAUGCGGAAGAGUCCACAAAUGAUUCAAUCCCUGGGCCUGAAGCGGAGGUUUCAAAAGGGAAAGAAGAGUGUCACUUCAAAUCAUGCUGUGUGAAAUGCAAAGCCGUUCAGCAGAGCCAUGGCAAUGAGCUUGUUACCCCCAGGAGGAUCUCUAAGGGACGAUUGCAGGUGCAGCUGGAAGGAGAGGGCACAUACGAGUGUUCGCUCACCGGCCUGGUGUUUGAAGCAUCGGAGCGGGUCAUCGUUCGGUACUCAGUCCUGUCCUGGUCCAGGUUUGGCGCGUUUCUGCCGGACUCCUGGAAAUUUGCUGGACCCAUCUUUAACGUGGACACAGUCAAUAAGGACGCUUCCGUCCUCACGUCUAUCCAGUUCCCUCACUCCGUCUGCCUUGCUGAUCCAGAAAAAGGGAUGACAUUCAGUGUCCUGCACAUAAAGGACAACCGUCCUCUCAUUGAGCCGACAGUGGACCACUCGGGGAGCCAUGUUAAGUGGAACGUGACGUCUCUGUCUCCCGUGGGUCCCAUCAUUCAGACGAGCCAAUCUGUAGAACGCCACGGGGUGGUCCUGGUCUACAAGCAGGUGGGCAGUGACAACAACAACUACAGCUUCCACGUCUACCUGGCCACCAACAGUUCAUCUGAUAUCAAGGAUAUAGGCAAACAGGUGCGGUGCUACAAGAAUCGCUACAUCCGAAUAGAGAAGCCUCCCACAUGUAAACUGGACGAAGGGACGUAUCGUCUCCUUAGUGAGCCAGAGGGAGAUAUCAAACCUCAGGAUUUGAAAUUCACUCUUGCUGUGACAAAGAUGAAGGGCUACUUUGAAGCUUUCUUCGAGCAGCCGCCUCCCUUUAAAUUGUCUCUCAUAGAGAUUAACACUGAGGAGACCGUAUGGUCCGCCACCAUCAGAGAAGGUGACUGUGUGGACAACACAGAAAAAAAAUCAAGAAAAAGGACCAUCAACAGACAGAGGAGCAGCAGCCCCUCAGAAGAAGAACUCUGCUGUAAAAGGCCUCGGUGGCAGGAUGUGUCAGAUGGAGUGAAACCAGCGAUGACUCUGGGUCAGGACAUGUCGGAGAAGCAGCUACUGCAGGUGGCCAAGCGGCUCGGGAAGGAGUGGAAGCAGGUGGCCAUCUAUCUGGACCUGAACUCCAGGGAGCUGGACGACAUCCAGGCGGCAGAGAAAGAUGUGACCAUGCAGAAGCUGAAGAUGCUGGUGGAGUGGAAGAGCAGGAGGCGGGCGGGAGAGGCCACGGCGCAUCACCUGCUGAAGAGUUUAGAGGAACUGGAUGACUUACCAAACGAGGUCCACCAGACAUUGAAAGGCAUGGAAUCGACAAUCGACAAUCGAGCAGCUAAGUGAAAAAGAAACAACCUUUGGAUAUCUUCAGGAAGAAAGAUACUUCACCUCUUCUGUUUGUGAUUCCCCUCAACAAUAAUCCCUGGAAAUGACCCUGAUACCUGGGUUUUUAUUUUGGCACAGUUAAAGGAAAGGGCUGGUGUCUUAUCUUUCGAAGGACGUUUUCCCUAUUUUUGUUGAAAGGUAUUCCUCAGAUUCUGUAAUGAAUACAGAAAAGACAAGCUGUACCUAAAGCUUCAUUUAUGUAGCUAUAUUUUGUUUAAAAAAAUGAACAGUAGAGUUCAUUGUGAUGUACAGUAGCUAAUUAUGUAGCCAGUAACAUGUUUAAAUGUAGGUGCUGCAGUGUUGAAACUGCGAAGAAUGGGAAAAAUACCACCUGUGUAUAUUGUUUCCACAUUAUGUUUGUGGGAUUCUUUUUAUAUAAAUAUUAGGCAUUACGUCACACGCACUUGAUUGUCUGACUCUCCUAGGCAUAUGGACUUUUUUUUAAUACAUUUUUAUAUUUGUCCUGUACAUAAUCUUUUUUUACCAACUACCUGUGAUCUAUUUUUAAGUCGGUUUUGUAUGUUUAUGUCUGUUCGUGUUUUAUUUCACAACUCUGAACCUUUAAAAAGCUCAAGGAAGUUGCAAGAGGUCCUUAAUUAUGUUUCUGUGGUUUAACUUGAAUUAUAAAUACAUUCCUGCCAACCUGUGAUUGGAACGCACAUCUUGUUUAACAAAAGUGUACACUCUGGGGAACAAACAAACUAACCAGCAUUUGGAUUCAGGGCCUAAUUGAAGUGUAUGUGGUUCAGCUACAGCCUGGCAAUGUGUGUAUAUAUUUGUAUGUAUCAUCUUGUCAAUGCUAAUUUCAUAUCUGUACAACUUCGAACGCCAACUGUACUGUUGAAAACAUUUCAGUUAAAUUAUCUUAUAGGUCAUAGCUCUGAUUUAGUUUUCACCUUUUUGCAAAUAGCAUUAUUUCAACACAUCUCACACACUAUUUAAAAAAAAUAAAAAUAAAAAGCUGCAGAAAUGGCAUUUGGAUCAUGAAAUCUUUGAGGGUCUACCAUUAUGAUGAGUAUUGUUUACAAUCCAUUGCUUCCUUAAACCUCUUACCAACAAAAAUCCUGUCCGUCCUUUCUGCACCUCUUUCUAUCAUGUCUCUCCAAAGACUUUGUAAUAAUUGUAACACAGCGAUGUUGACUGAAUAAAAAUACAACUUGACA
Messenger RNA from Notothenia coriiceps (black rockcod), 3123 nucleotides. RefSeq lists its product as uncharacterized. The transcript is spliced from 17 exons. Gene Ontology annotation, molecular function: protein binding. The record is from RefSeq and is a predicted model, not a curated record. NCBI's taxonomy places the organism in Eukaryota, Metazoa, Chordata, Actinopteri, Perciformes, Nototheniidae. Gene Ontology annotation, biological process: signal transduction; mRNA export from nucleus. Bases 341 to 1918 code for a protein of 525 amino acids. Gene Ontology annotation, cellular component: THO complex part of transcription export complex.